UAAUGAGGGGUUUAAGUGGUGUAAGCGUCGGAUCAACGGCUCAAUUGUCCAAAACAUUUACCGAAGAAGACGUGAAAGUGUUUGCGAGACUUACCGUAAUGAGGGGUUUAAGUGGUGUAAGCGUCGGAUCAACGGCUCAAUUGUCCAAAACAUUUACCGAAGAAGACGUGAAAGUGUUUGCGAGACUUACCGGUGAUUACAAUCCCAUUCAUUUGGACCAUAAGUUUUGCUCCGAAACUCACUUUUCCAGACCUAUAGUUCACGGAAUGCUUACUAAUGGUUUAGUGUCGGCAGUGUUUGGGACAGUACUUCCCGGUCCGGGAGCUGUUGUGGUCAACCAAACCAUUAACUUUACAAAACCUCUAUACAUCGGGGAAGAAGUUUGCGCUAAAAUCACUGUCGUUAACAUUAGGAAGCGAUUCAUUGAUUGCAAAUAUGUUUGCUUCACAACUGAUGGAAAAAAUAUAAUGGACGGAACGGCG
This is a messenger RNA of Medioppia subpectinata, 482 nucleotides long. NCBI's taxonomy places the organism in Eukaryota, Metazoa, Arthropoda, Arachnida, Sarcoptiformes, Oppiidae. The record is from the annotation of a GenBank genome assembly.